AUGAUACCUAAAGGUAGUACACAAGAUAUUGUAAACGCAACAUUAAACUCAUCUUAUCUGUGGAAUAGUUGCAAGCUUUUGGCACUAACAAAGAACAUGAGACUCAGAACUGAGGUUGAUGAUGACAGCAAAAAUGAUCUUAGAUUGCUUGCUGAAUGGAUUCUUGCAAUAGGAGAUGGUGUUCCAAUAGCACACAUUAAAGACAAAGCCAUUUUUACACCUAUACUCCAAAUGGUGGAUGAAAUAAAUAGUUUUAUGAUGAGCCUGAAUCCUGGAGAAGCCAAAAUUUAUUAUAGUUCUGACACAACAUGUCAAAAUGAGGUGAAUAAUGAUAUGUUGGCAUCAGUACAUACACCAGAAUUUCUUAACACUAUCAGAUGCUCCGAGAUUCCUAACCAUAAGUUAACACUCAAAGUAGGAACCCCGAUUAGGUUGUUAAUGAAUAUAGACCACUCUGCAGGUCUAUGUAAUGGUACUAGGUUAGUGGUGACCAAAUUGGAGAACCACAUCAUCGAAAGCCAAGGACAAUCAUUAUCAAAUGUCGGAUUUGUUUUGAAGAAACCUGUCUUCACACAUGGACAGUUGUACGUGGCUGUAUCCAGGGUUACUCAUAGGAGGAGGCUCAAGAUUCAGUUAUGGGAUGAAAGUGGCAAGCCCAGUAUGAAGUUGAUUUUCAGCCUUGUGCAAAAAAUGUUUAAAUAUAAGUGGCUGAAUUAUAGAGCAGAUGGAGCUGUCAAGCAUCACUCAUCAAGGGUCAUGAAUCCUUCUUGGGGAGCAAGUCAAGAUGGAAGGCCCGGAUUGAUGGAGCUUGGUGAGAAGGGAUGA
This is a messenger RNA of Arachis stenosperma, 825 nucleotides long. RefSeq lists its product as uncharacterized. NCBI's taxonomy places the organism in Eukaryota, Viridiplantae, Streptophyta, Magnoliopsida, Fabales, Fabaceae. The record is from RefSeq and is a predicted model, not a curated record. The transcript has 4 exons. Gene Ontology annotation, biological process: DNA repair; telomere maintenance. The coding region runs from base 1 to 825 and encodes 274 amino acids. Gene Ontology annotation, molecular function: DNA helicase activity.